CUCACAAAUCCCAGCAUGUAAUGAACCACCACCACCUAGUCAUUAUCAUCACCAUCAAGAAUGGGGUGUGUUCCGAGCAAAGGGACCAUCAGCAGCCCAGCAAGGGGGCUUGACAAGUUGAAACGUGAGCAUGGUUACAUCAAAGGAGAGAAUGCAGGGAGGGAUGCUAAUAGAGGUGGAGAAGGUGUAGGUCGUGGUGGGAACGUCGUGCAGAGUAUUCCGGUGAAUAAGAUUGCUGCUGAUGAGCUAGUUGGUGGAUGGCCGAGAUGGCUCGUUGAGAACGUGCAGGUCGAUGAUUUGGCCGGCUUGGUUCCCAAGAGUGCCGAUUCAUAUGAUAAGCUUGCAAAGAUAGGCCAAGGUACAUACAGCAACGUGUACAAGGCCAGGGACAAGACGACAGGAAAGAUCGUCGCCCUAAAGAAGGUCCGAUUCGACACAUCAGAACCCCAAAGCGUUAAGUUUAUGGCAAGAGAGAUCAUAAUACUGAAGAAGCUAGACCACCCAAACAUCAUAAAGCUUGAAGGGAUAGCCACCUCAAGAAUGCAAUACAGUCUCUACUUAGUUUUUGAUUUCAUGCAAUCAGACCUCACCAAAGUCAUCUCCAGGCCUGUAGGAAAGCUCACUGAGCCUCAGGUGAAGAGCUACAUGCAGCAGUUGCUCUCAGGACUGCAGCAUUGCCACGAGAGGGGAAUCCUGCACAGGGACAUAAAGGCAUCGAACUUGUUGAUCGACAAGAAUGGGGUGCUGAAGAUUGCAGAUUUCGGGCUGGCAAAUUUCUACAAGAACAGGCCAAAACGUCCCCUUACAAGCCGGGUUGUGACGUUAUGGUAUAGAGCUCCUGAGCUGCUUCUUGGCUCGACGGAUUAUGGAGUUGGGAUCGAUCUCUGGAGUGCCGGAUGCCUUCUGGCAGAAAUGUUUGUGGGACGGCCUAUUAUGCCUGGUCGGAAUGAGAUUGAGCAGCUUCAUAAGAUCUUCAAGCUAUGUGGGUCGCCAUCAGAAGAGUACUGGAAGAAAGUAAAGCCGCCGGCCACUUUCCGGCCGCCGCAACAGUAUAAGCCCAAUUUCAAGGAAGCAUUUCCCAACUUUCCCAAUUCCGCUUUUGCCCUUCUCGACAGACUUCUCUCUCUCGACCCUGCGUUUCGUGGAACCGCUACUUCUGCUCUCCAAACCGAAUUCUUUACGACAAAUCCGUUGCCCUGUGAUUUGUCCGAUUUGCCCAUCAUAGUAUCGGAGGACGACAAGCCAGUCCAAUCCAUGGAAACUAGAAGAAUGUCCAUAUUGAAGCAAAGAUCUCAGAAAAUCCAUGCAACUCAUAGAAGAAAGGUCUCCUUCACUGACCUCAUUGGAGAUGCUCUCUCUGCCAAACAGGAAAUUCGCACGACAAGUAACACCCAAAGCCAAGAUAUGUCGAUAGGCAAUAGUUCAAUCAGUUCGUCGUCCAUUGCAAAGGCAAACAGCGGCCAAGAACUCCCACCGCGAUCGCCUACUCCAGCGUUCCGUUCGCAGCAGAAUCGAUCUGCUAGAACUGAGGCACACCCCAAUGCUCUCAAGAACAUCAAGAACUACCCUCUCUUACUGGCUUCUUUAACUGAGGCUGCUCACCACCUUGAAGAGAGCAAUUCAAGCCUCUAUCGCAGGUCGAUUUCAAAUAUUGAUUUUAGAAAUCUUGAUCUGGAAAAGAUCUCAAAGCUGUUUGGGUUAGAAGAUAACUUGGCUCAACGAUGAGAAUCUUUAUUCAAAUCGAGUCUGGCCAAACUGAAUCAUCGUAUUAUGAGUGUGUUGUGCAGUCAUGUAAUAGUUCAUCCACCAAUCACUUGGCAAGUCUGAUGUUCUCACCAUGUGAUUGAGUUCAAUUUGACUGAGAUUGGUUCAAGGCUAGAAUUUCUUUUUAGGCGCGAUCAAUGAUGUGAUUUAAAUAAAUAAAUAAAGUCUUCGUAUUUAAUUUUACUCAA
Sesamum indicum (sesame) is the source of this 1952-nucleotide messenger RNA. RefSeq names its product putative serine/threonine-protein kinase At1g54610. Lineage: Eukaryota; Viridiplantae; Streptophyta; Magnoliopsida; Lamiales; Pedaliaceae. Gene Ontology annotation, cellular component: cyclin-dependent protein kinase holoenzyme complex; nucleus. The record is from RefSeq and is a predicted model, not a curated record. Gene Ontology annotation, molecular function: ATP binding; RNA polymerase II CTD heptapeptide repeat kinase activity. Gene Ontology annotation, biological process: protein phosphorylation; positive regulation of transcription elongation by RNA polymerase II.